This is a messenger RNA of Aspergillus niger, 408 nucleotides long. RefSeq lists its product as uncharacterized. NCBI's taxonomy places the organism in Eukaryota, Fungi, Ascomycota, Eurotiomycetes, Eurotiales, Aspergillaceae. The coding region runs from base 1 to 408 and encodes 135 amino acids. The record is from RefSeq and is a predicted model, not a curated record. The transcript is spliced from 3 exons.
AUGGGUAUAGCGUCACGGGGUCUGGGACGAGGGACGAACGACGGCCAUUUCGGCUUCCAACCCGCCCAGAAUAACGACGAGCUUCUCAGCGAGCCAUUGUCCACGUCUUUUCCCUACGUUUACUCUACAUACCCUCAAAUCACCAUGGGUGGAGGCGGCAAGAUCCCGUAUCCCAAGGAAGUCUGGUCUCCCGCGGGUGGCUGGUACGCUCAGCCCGCAAACUGGAGGGUCAACACUGCCAUCAUCGGCGCGGCUGUUCUUGGAGUUGUCGCUGUGACCUGGAGCAUCAGUGCCGACCGCGAGCACCGUGACAAGAUGCCCGAGCCGGGCAGAUUCUUCCCUAGUCGCUACUGGAGCCGGGAAAUCAGAGAACACGAAAAGCAGCUGGCCGCCCAGAACCAGUCAUAG